Sceloporus undulatus (fence lizard) is the source of this 350-nucleotide messenger RNA. Its product is annotated as cation channel sperm-associated protein subunit gamma-like. The record is from RefSeq and is a predicted model, not a curated record. The transcript is spliced from 3 exons. Gene Ontology annotation, cellular component: motile cilium; CatSper complex; sperm principal piece. The annotation marks the transcript as partial. NCBI's taxonomy places the organism in Eukaryota, Metazoa, Chordata, Lepidosauria, Squamata, Phrynosomatidae.
GUUGCAACAAUGAGGAAGUUUGCAAGAUGUGCUGGUACACCCCGAUGCCCUUCAUGAAUGGCAGUGUAGUGAUGGAUGUGAUGGUGACCAGCAAUAACCUUGGCCUCCCUGUCGAAAGUAAGAGAUUCUCUAUCAAUGUCAACGGAUUCAUGAGACUGAAUCAAAACAGACCUACAUUCAGGAUUGGAACGAAGCUGACUGCCUUGAACUCCUUCCUGUCUCUGAGAGACCCAUCACGUCCCUUGUGGCAUACUUACACACGAGCCCCUGUGCUCAUCCUUGGUGACAUCCCAGGAAACAAGAUUGUCCUUCUGUCAGACACAGGGUUUGAGGAUUACUUUUCAAUAGAG